AUGCUGCUGCUUCCAUCAAGUCCCACCCAUUUCCAUCAAGUCCCAUCCCACUUCCCCCAAGUCCCACCAGCUUACCUCAAGCCCCACCCGCUUCCGCAAAGUCCCACCCGCUUCCCUCAAGACUCACCAUCUUCCCCCAAGUCCCACCCGCUUCCGCCAAGUCCCACCCGCUUCCGCCAAGUCCCACCCGCUUCCUCCAAGUCCCACCCGCUUCAGUCAAGCCCCACCCGCUUCCUUGAAGCCCCAUCCGCUUCCGCCAAGUCCCACCCGCUUCCGUCAAGUCAAACCCGCUUCAUCCAAGUCCCACCCACUUCCGUCAAGCGCCAUCAGCUUCCCCCAUGUCCCUCCCGCUUCCACCAAGUCCCACCUCUUCUGUCAAGUCCCACCCGCUUCCUCCAAGCCCCACCCGCUUCCGUCAAGCCACACCCACUUCCACCAAGUCCCACCUGCUUCCGUCAGGUCCCACCAGCUUCCACCAAGUCCCACCCGCUUCCGCCAAGUCCCACCGCUUCCCUCAAGUCCCUCCCGCUUCCACCAAGUCCCACCUUUUCCGUCAAGUCCCACCCACUUCCACCAAGUCCCACCCGCUUCCGCCAAGUCCCACCGCUUCCGUCAAGUCCCACCUGCUUCCGUCAAGUCCCACCUGCUUCCUCCAAGUCCCACCCACUUCCGUCAAGCGCCAUCAGCUUCCCCCAUGUCCCUCCCGCUUCCUCCAAGUCCCACCCGCUUCAGCCAAGUCCCACCCGCUUCCGUCGAGCCCCACCCGCUUCCACCAAGCCCCACCCGCUUCCGUCGAGCCCCACCCGCUUCCACCAAGCCCCACCCACUUCCGUCAAGCCACACCCGCUUCCCCAAAGUCCCACCCGCUUCAGUCAAGUCCCACCCGCUUCAGUCAAGUCCCACCCACUUCCGUCAAGUCCCACCCGCUUCCCCCAAGCCCCACCCGCUUCCGUCAAGCCCCACCCACUUCCUCCAAGCCCCACCCGCUUCCGUAAAGUCCCACCCGCUUCCACCAAGUCCCACCCGCUUCCCUCAAGUCCCUCCCGCUUCCACCAAGCCCCACCCGCUUCCUUCAAGUCCCACCGCUUCCCUCAAGUCCCUCCCGCUUCCACCAAGUCCCACCCGCUUCCACCAAGUCCCACCAUUUCCGUCAAGUCCCACCGCUUCCACCAAGUCCCACCCGCUUCCGUCAAGUCCCACCCGCUUCCACUAAGUCCCACCCGCUUCCUCCAAGUCCCACCCGCUUCCACCAAGCCCCACCCACUUCCGUCAAGCCACACCCGCUUCCCCAAAGUCCCACCCGCUUCCUCCAAGUCCCACCCGCUUCCACCAUGUCCCACCCGCUUCCCUCAAGUCCCUCCCGCUUCCCUCAAGCCCCACCCGCUUCCUUCAAGUCCCACCGCUUCCCUCAAGUCCCUCCCGCUUCCACCAAGUCCCACCUUUUCCGUCAAGUCCCACCCACUUCCACCAAGUCCCACCCGCUUCCACCAAGUCCCACCAUUUCCGUCAAGUCCCACCGCUUCCACCAAGUCCCACCAUUUCCGUCAAGUCCCACCCGCUUCCACCAAGUCCCACCAUUUCCGUCAAGUCCCACCCGCUUCCACCAAGUCCCACCGCUUCCCUCAAGACCUUCCCGCUUCCACCAAGUCCCACCUUUUCCGUCAAGUCCCACCCACUUCCACCAAGUCCCACCCGCUUCCACCAAGUCCCACCUGCUUCCGUCAGGUCCCACCAGCUUCCACCAAGUCCCACCCGCUUCCGCCAAGUCCCACCGCUUCCUUCAAGUCCCACCGCUUCCCUCAAGUCCCUCCCGCUUCCACCAAGUCCCACCUUUUCCAUCAAGUCCCACCCACUUCCACCAAGUCCCACCUUUUCCGUCAAGUCCCACCCGCUUCCACCAAGUCCCACCGCUUCCCUCAAGUCCCUCCCGCUUCCACCAAGUCCCACCUUUUCCGUCAAGUCCCACCCACUUCCACCAAGUCCCACCCGCUUCCACCAAGUCCCACCAUUUCCGUCAAGUCCCACCGCUUCCACCAAGUCCCACCAUUUCCGUCAAGUCCCACCCGCUUCCACCAAGUCCCACCAUUUCCGUCAAGUCCCACCCGCUUCCACCAAGUCCCACCCGCUUCCCUCAAGUCCCACCCGCUUCCACCAAGUCCCACCCGCUUCCGUCAAACCCCACCGCUUCCGUGA
Molossus molossus (Pallas's mastiff bat) is the source of this 2193-nucleotide messenger RNA. RefSeq names its product proline-rich extensin-like protein EPR1. The record is from RefSeq and is a predicted model, not a curated record. Bases 1 to 2193 code for a protein of 730 amino acids. NCBI's taxonomy places the organism in Eukaryota, Metazoa, Chordata, Mammalia, Chiroptera, Molossidae. The transcript has a single exon.